UCUUCUCAUAUGGGUUUCUUUCAGAUUCUCUGGUUUCCUCCCACCUCUCUAAACAUGCAGGUAGCUGGAUUGGCUGUGCUAAAUUACCCAUAUAUGUGAAUGAGUGUGUGCAUACAUAACAACAAAAGAAAAAUGAGAAACCUACAGUUAUAAAAUAGUAUAUUACCAUAAAUAAAGAAUAUCUAGCUAUGAAAAUGAAUAGAUAAGUUCACUGAUGGAUGCAUUCAUGCCAUAGUUCAUAGAACUAAUGUUAUGGAGAGUGGAAUGAAGGGAGAGUUGGGUGUUAUUUUAUAUAAACGUUUAAGAGAUGAUUCAGGUGUCUGAAAGGUCAGGAAUUAAUGAGAGUACCAAGAAUCUCUACCCUUUCAGUGUUAAUUCUGUUUUUCCACAUGUAAGGAAAAAAAUGAAUUUAAACGCAAGUGUAAAUAAAUAAUGAAUACAAAAUCUCACAUGUAGUUUAACUCCCACUGGUUCUUGAAUCGUCGGACACCUUGAAAUAUCAGCAUCUCCAUUCUGCAACAAUGCCGCUGACUUGGCAACACCAUGCCAUUGCGCUCGUGUUUUAUUGCGCAUGCCCAUCCUCUGGCUUCUGAUUGGGCCGUAGUCACAUGUAUAUUUCACGGAUUUUUAUUGGAGAUGAAGUGGCCGUCGCGCCCAAAAUACGACGCCGUCUCCAUGGUAUUCCAACAUGGCGGCCCACGGUAAGACGCUUGUAAAGAAUUAAAUCAUUAACUGUAACUGGUGUUACGUUUGGCUAACAAAAUUAAUUAAAGAGUGUAGUCUGAACAUACUUUUACUGUGGGUAGAAAGUGAAACAUAUGCCUUUUAGAGAAAUGGCGUUGUUGUGCCUGCAAUUAAAAUCGCUUAUGGUUAUAUGUGCAGUUAUAAUCGUACUUAGUUUUGCUCAAGUUAUUAUAAAGCCUUUUUUUUAAAAUUAUUUUUAUUAAGGCAUAUACGUUACCCGAUAAGUUGUUGUAUGUGAGGAUUAUGAAAUUUGUUCAACGAUUUUAUCAUCCCCAUUUUAUAUGGGCUGCUCAAACUAACGAUCUGCAUAACCUCAGUAGUUUAUUCAGUAUAAGAACCAUCGGUUAAUGUGAAACAGGAUUGUAACCAUUUUUCCCCCUUUGUAGGACGGCACCCCAUUGUAUCCUUUCAAUAUAAUAUUAACUCCUGCUCCCCUUUCUGUACUCAUAUGUUGUUUCAGCAAAAACCCAUUCUGAUAUUACCCUUCUUAACAAAAUCUCAGUUGUCCUCCAUGCCCUUGCAGGUCCUGUUUUAUUUGAACAGCUGGUAUUUUGCUGCCUUCUUUAUAGCUGAAAUUUUAAUGUUUAUCUAUAAAGGUGUAUUGCUGCCAUACCCUCAGGCUAAUCUCAUACUGGAUAUUGUUCUGUUGCUUCUCUACCUUGGUCUGGAAGCCCUGCGACUAUUUUAUGGAUGGAAGGGAAACCUGUGUGAGCGCUCUCUGAUGCUCAUUGUUAGUGUCGGUGUCUUGGUGCCAUGCACAGUACUAAGUGUCUACUAUAUGCUCCUGCAGACAUUUAUACUGCGUCUCGAAUUUGUCCUCAGUGCCAUUUUACUCUGCUUCUAUGCUCCGGAGCUGGUUCUGGCUCUAAUAACCAUUGCAGCAUUUUCCAGGGCCAGUGUUUAUUAAGGAUGUUUCGGAAGACAAGGAAAUAUUUGUUAGAAUGAGAAUAUCCUGUAUUCUUGUUUGGUAUCCAGUUUUCAACAUACAGUCCCCUCCAAAACUAUUGGAAUGGCAAGGCCAAUUCAUUUGUAUGUGCUACACACCAAAGACAUUUGGGAAAGAUCAAAAGAUGGACAUGAGAUGAGAGUUUAGGAUUUCAACUUUUAUUUCCUGGUAUUUACAUAUUGAUAUUUGUAUCAGACCACACAAUGUUUAAAUGAGAAAAAGUAUAGGAACAGUUAAGUCUUGAAGUAAAUUAAAGUAAAUAACACUUAAUAUUUGGUUGCACAUCCCUUGCUUGAAAUAACUGCAUCAAGCCUGGACUCACUGACAUCACCAAACUGUUGGUUUCUUGUUUUGUGUCUCUUUUCCAGGAUUUUACUACAGAAUCUUUCAGUUGUUUGUUUCGGGGGUGAAAUGCUGCUCUAUUGGGUUAUGAUGAACCCAAUUAAUUUCCUCUCAAUUCCUCCCAACACACAAUCCUCCCAAUUAAUUUGGAUGCAUUUCUCUGUAAACUGGCAGACAAAAUGUUCCUGUAAACUUCUAAAUUCAUUGUGCUGCUACCAUCAUGAGUUAAAUUGUCAAUAAAGAUUAGUGAGCCUGUUCCAGAAGUAGCCAUGACGCUACCUCCACCAUCUUUCACAGAUGAGCUUGUACAUUUUUGAUCAUGAAAAGAUCCUUUCUUUCUCCACACUUUGGCCUUUCUAUCACUUUCAUAGAGGUUCAUCUUGGUUCCAGAACUUUUGUGGCUCAUCUCUGUAUUUCUUUGUGAAUUACAAUUUGGCUUUCUUAUUCUUACUGCUGAUGAGUGGUUUGCAUCUUGUUGUAUCCCCUCUAUAUUUCUGCUCUCUUCUUUAAAGUCUUAUUUAAAAUGUGGAUUGUGAUACCUUCGCCCCUGCCCUGUGGAGGUUGUUGAUGUGACUGACUGUUUUUGGGGGUUUUUUUUUCACAGCUCUCCAUGUUUCUGUCAUCACCUGUUGUUGUUUUCCUUGCCCAACCCAUUUGGUGUCUGUUGCUCAGUACACCAGUGGUUUCUUUCCUAUUCGCAACAUUCCAAAUUGUUGUAUUGGCUAUGCCCAAUGCCUCUGAUUGAUUUUCCCUCUUUUCUCAGCUUCAAAAUGGCUUGCUUUUCUCCCAUAGACAGCUCUCUGGGCUUCAUGUUGGCUUAUACUUUUUAACAACAAAUACAGUCUUCACAAGAGAAACUGAAGGCUAAAACCAAGAGUAGAUGUUCAGAGCUAUUUAUUGUUUAAAGAAUCAAUCUAAUAGAACAUACCUGAGUAACAAGAAACGCCUGUCAGUCACAUGUUCCAGUAUUUUUGCUCACCAACAAAUUUAGUGAUCUGAUACAAAAUGUGUUAUGUUCUAUGUUAUUCAACACAUAUACAUAUAAAUAUCAGGAAAUAAAAGCUGAAAUUUUUAUCUCUUCUCAUAUUCAUCUUUUGAUCUCAAACCCAAAUGUCUUCAGUCUACAACAAAAACAAAAUAAUUGGCCUUGCCAUUCCAAUAGUUUCGGAGUGGACUAUAGCAAUGUUUUUCAUCAUUGUGAGGAUCUGUACCACUUACUGCACUUUUCAUUGAUGUUUAACAGCAGCUGAGAUCACUAUCAGACUAUCCGUUGGACAUCAGUCCAACUUUAAAUGCAUGUGGAUGAAGUACUUCAAUAUUUCAUCUCUUUCAUUGUUGCCACAAACCUUUUUUAUCACUGUUAUUUCCUGCCCUGUCUUUGUGACUGUUUUUGAUUGUUUUGUUUUUUUUGUUUUUUUAUAGUACCAAAUGCAUUUUUAAAUAAAUGGAAAAUAUUUUUACUAAAAAUAAUUUUCUUCUAAACUGUUUUUAUUGCUAAUAAAUUAACUCAAGUUCACUUGUUUUAUUGUUUAUUGAAGCAUGUCUUAGCUUUCCAUAAUUUGCCCUAAGGGAAAAGUUUCCUGUUUUAGAUUUGCAAAGGUUUGAAGCGUCUCUGGAAAUAGACAAUAUCAGACAUCAGGAUUUGUCUGAGACUAUUUAGAAUGAGGGAUAAAAUGUCUUAAGCUUAACAGUU
Molecule: messenger RNA, 3725 nt
Organism: Ictalurus furcatus (blue catfish)
Lineage: Eukaryota; Metazoa; Chordata; Actinopteri; Siluriformes; Ictaluridae
Gene: tmem216
Product: transmembrane protein 216
Exons: 4
Coding region: 1193-1651 (152 amino acids)
Biological process (GO): non-motile cilium assembly
Cellular component (GO): ciliary transition zone
Source: RefSeq, a predicted model, not a curated record